Molecule: messenger RNA, 2478 nt
Organism: Polyodon spathula (Mississippi paddlefish)
Lineage: Eukaryota; Metazoa; Chordata; Actinopteri; Acipenseriformes; Polyodontidae
Product: galanin receptor type 1
Exons: 1
Coding region: 93-1112 (339 amino acids)
Biological process (GO): G protein-coupled receptor signaling pathway
Cellular component (GO): membrane
Molecular function (GO): neuropeptide Y receptor activity
Source: RefSeq, a predicted model, not a curated record
UCACAUGAAAGGCACAUUACAUAUAUAUAUAUAUAUAUAUAUAUAUAUUUUUUUUUUUUUUAUUAUAUUGCACUGUACUAGAACAAGUCUUCAUGGAUAUGGAAUUGAAAAACAACAGCUCUUGCCAUGGUAACGGAAGCAGCUGCCCAGGAGAGCUUCAACACACAUCCAUCCAUCAGAUAGUGGUUCCUCUGCUGGACACGGUGAUCUUCAUCAUUGGGGUGGUGGGUCACACUUUGGUCAAAGUCAUCCUGAUCAGAAGAAAGAAGCAGCAGCGCAACGGGACCAGCGUCUUGCUGCUGAACCUGAGCGUGGCCGACCUGCUCCAGCUGACCUGCAUGCCCUUCAACGCCACCUCCAUCGCCCUGGCGCGCUGGGUCUUCGGGGACUUCCUCUGCAAAGCCGUGAGCUUCCUGGGCGUGGCAUGCUCCUCCGCCAGCGUCUUCACCCUGGCCGCCCUGGCAGUCAACCGUUACAUGACCGUCGUUCACCCGGCCAAGGCAUACCGCUUCCGGCUCAACUGGUACAUGGUCGUCUCCGUCAUCUGGCUGCCCUCUGUGGCGCUGGCGGCGCCACAGUUCGUGUACCGGCGAACUUUUCUGUCUGAUUCCGACCCAGUCUACUGCUUCGCGUUCCUGAACAACGUCAGCCAGCUGGUGUACUGCGUGGCGCUCUUCCUCUUCAGCUUCGCCAUCCCUUUGAUCAUCAUCGUCAUCAUGUACUCCAAAAUCUACUGCUUCCUGCGGGCCAACAAAAGCAGCCUGCAUGACUCGCACCUGGACAGGUACCACUGGAAGGUCACGCUGAUCUCAGUCUUGCUGGUGCUGACCUUCACCAUCUGCUGGCUCCCUUCCUACGUGCUCCUGUUUACGCUCAUCAACAGCACAGUAUCUUUCAGGGGUGCAUUCUCUAUAUUCGGCCAACUCCUGGCUUCCUCUUCCACUGUGGCCAACCCCAUUCUCUACGCCUUCACCUCCAAGAAGUUCCGCAAGGAGCUGAGGGCGCUGGCCUCUCCGUGGUGCUGCUGCUGCGGAGAGCAGGACACAGUGAAGCCUUUCCACGUGGAGCUACAGCCACAUGUAGGCACAAAGGCACUCGGCUUUGAUACAUAAGGGCAUGCUGGAGAAAAAAAAAGCUGUCCAUUAUCUGCUAUUGAAUUCCUAGCAGAUUGUGAUAUAAAUACAGAGGUGGAUCACUGGGCUAAAUCAAACCAGAUACUGAAAAACACAAUCUCUCUGAAUACAAUUUCACCCAGAGCAUGGGACACUUUGUGGUAUAUUUAUGAUAAAACAGUCUUUGUAAAUUGAUUUUCGUUCUACUAAGCAUGUAAAUGCAGAUAUUUAUAUAACUGUUAAUGUCAUGUAUUCGAAAUAUGUAAUUCAAUUACACUGGAUUAAGAAAAAUCCACAUUCUUCCAUUGCUUUUGCACAAAGUUCAAACCAAGACUGCAUUAGAUUACAUGUAAUACUUAUUUUUAAAGAGUAUGAGUACAGUUUGUGCAGACUCUUAUUUACAAAAUACUGUCUGCACAACUACUAGGGUUUACUUUUCAAAAGGCAGGCUUUAUAUCACCUGUCUGUAUACCUGUAUUUAGCAAGUCCUUAUGCUUAACAGGAGGUUAGCAUUAUUUCAAACAUUCCAUCAACGUGCAAACUGGCAGGAUAAAUUGAAUCCGUUUCUGCAUCGCACUAAAUAUACAACAAAUCAGCUGCACUCGUCACAGACUGAAGAAUGAUUCUCUGUGUCAAUAAAGACUUGCAUCAGUUUAUGACUGCUGUAAAAAGAAGCUGGCAGUAUAUGAUCUCAGAGAGAUGCUUCUUGGAAGUGGGUUGUUAAACGCAAUGGGGUGAUGGGAGACUCCAACAGUAAUAAAUAAUUAGCGAGGAGUUGAUUAGACUGUACAGUAUAGGCUUAAAAUACAUGUGUUUCUAGGAAGAGAUGAAAGGCAGCAUAAAAAUGUAUUAGUAGAUUCUUGCUAAGAGACACAGAGAUCUUUCAAGCAGCGCUGAAUCUUUAUAACCCCGUCCUGCUUCAUCGCAGGCUUCUUUUCACUGAAUUUUUAUUGUGUUUACUGUCGUUAAAGGGUCAAUAAAAUCACUCCAAGGGUAAUGUAGUUAUUGUCUGCACAGUUUUGAUCCCUAACUUCGACCUCCUACUGCGAGGCAAGUUCCCAGUGGAUGAAAGGAGACGUUAAACUGAGUGAAUGCACAAAAAAAAAAUGCCGUUCAAAGUGCCGGUGGUGCUUGUGAAUUUAGUGCAAAGACAUAGUAUAAAGAACGCCUUUCCAUAUACAAGCAUGAUAGCGCACCCCACUCCUGACAUGAACACCCCCUGCCUGAAAUUCAGUUCUGACCAACUGUACCAAAACUGCAAGCGCUGGGCACUGACGUACUAAUCCGAGUCGGGCACAUUCGCUUCACUUGUGACCCGAGACCAAGCUCCUCUCUGCACUCGGGCGAUCGGUAACAGAGAAACCAC